AUGCCCGGCCACCAGCCCCCGCCCCCGCUCAACUCCGAGCUGCUGCUGCUGAAGGAGCGUGCGCUGCACGCGGUCCGGGAGGGCAUCGUCAUUGCCAGCUGCACCCUGCCCGACAUGCCCCUGGUCUACGUCAAUAACGGCUUCUGCCGCCUGACCGGGUACGCGCUGGAGGAGGUGCUGGGGCGCAACUGCCGCUUCCUGCAGGGACCCGCCACCGACAAGGCCACCCUGGACCGGCUGCGCUCUGCCAUCAAGAACGGCAGGCCCGCCGUCGUGCAGCUCAUCAACUACAAGCGGAACGGCGACCCCUUUGUCAACUACCUCUCGGUCACGCCCAUCUUCAGCGCCAAGGGCAGGCUGUCGCACUUUGUAGGCAUCCAGGCCGACGUCACAGACCUGACCAGCCACAAGCAGGCUGCCCUGGCAGCCACGCACGCCGCCUCCCUGGCUUCGGCGGCCACGGAGGCCAAGAGCCAGUUCCUGGCGCGGAUGAGUCACGAGAUCCGGACGCCCCUCAAUGGGAUGAUCUCGGUGGGGCAGAUGCUGGCGGGGACCACCCUGGACCCGGUGCAGAGAGAUCUGGUGGACACGAUCAGGGUGUCUGGAGAGACGCUCCUGACCCUGGUGUCAGACAUCCUGGACGUUUCUCGCAUCGAGGCGGAUCGCAUGGUCCUGAACCCCAAGAAGGUGGAGCUGCAGAGUGUCAUCGAGGCUGCGGUGGAGAUCGCGGGCCUUCUCGCCGCCGACAGGCGGCUGCAGAUGGCGUAUUACCUGGCCCCUUCGGUGCCGGCGACGGUGAUCACCGACGGGCCACGGCUGCAGCAGGUCCUGCUCAACGUGCUGAACAAUGCCGUCAAGUUCACGGAGACGGGGGCGGUGCUGUUGGAGAUGUGGGCCGUGCCAGCGCCCCAGGCCGCGGGGUCACAGCAGUCGGGCGACCCGGCACGGGUCGAGGUCGGAGGCACGCGGUUUGCCCCGCCGGCCCUCGCCGCGCGACGGAGCUUCACGCUGCACUUCAGGGUGCAGGACACCGGCAUCGGCAUCGGACAGGCGGACCUGAGCCGCCUGUUCCAGCCCUUUUCCCAGGUGGAUGCCUCCCAGACCCGGGCUUUCGGCGGCUCCGGCCUGGGCCUGACCAUCAGCAUGCGGCUGUGCGAGGCGCUGGGCGGCAGCAUGUGGGCCGAGUCCCGUGGGCUAGGCUGGGGUUCCACCUUCCAUGGGCACAUCCGCAUCGAGGCGGUGCCCGAGGAGGACGAUCAUGCGGCAGCGAGUGCCAGGAAGCCGAGCCGGAUGCCCUCAACGGAGCGGCCCCCCAGCACCCCCAAGGGGCUGCGUGGGCUGCGUGUCCUCCUGGCUGAGCCAUGCCUGGUGGUGCGCCAGGUGGCUGCCGUGGUGCUGAGGCGUGCCGGCUGCACCGUCCUCGCCCCGGACAGCGAGGCAGAGGUGGCGGUGAGCCUGCGCCUGAGGAGCCCCGCCGCGCAGGGCGCCAUGACGAGGGCAUCCGGUGCGGCGCCCUCGGGUGCGGGGCCCUGGGAUCCGGCUGCCGGCGGCGGCAGUGGGGCGGGGGCCACCCUGCGCCUCGCGUGCGAGGUGGACGAGCUGGAGGUCCGCCCCACGCAGGCCGCCCGCGACCGGCCCUUUGACAUCGUGGUCAUGGAUGCCCGCCUGGACGGCCUGCUCCACCUGCUGAGCUGGCACGCCGCGCCGGAGGAGGCCAGCUGCGUGGUCGCGCUGCGCCUGCUGGGCCGCAUGGGGUACACCCAGGUCGAGACGGCGCAGGACGGGGAGCAGGCCCUUUCGUCCCUGGUCGAGGCGGGGGGGCCCGACGCCUUCCACGCCAUCCUCAUGGACCUCCACAUGCCCGGACUGGAUGGAAUUGAGGUGCUGGAGGAGGCGAAGCGGCGAUGGCCGGAGUUCCGGUCCCCCUUUGUGGCGGUGACGGCGGAUGCCUUUCAAGAAACCAGGGACCGAUGUGUCGCGGUGUGUGCGGAGUGGUAA
Auxenochlorella protothecoides is the source of this 1998-nucleotide messenger RNA. Its product is annotated as Hybrid signal transduction histidine kinase B. The transcript has 10 exons. Gene Ontology annotation, molecular function: phosphorelay sensor kinase activity. NCBI's taxonomy places the organism in Eukaryota, Viridiplantae, Chlorophyta, Trebouxiophyceae, Chlorellales, Chlorellaceae. Bases 1 to 1998 code for a protein of 665 amino acids. The record is from RefSeq and is a predicted model, not a curated record. Gene Ontology annotation, biological process: phosphorylation; phosphorelay signal transduction system.